Molecule: messenger RNA, 2098 nt
Organism: Ostrinia nubilalis (European corn borer)
Lineage: Eukaryota; Metazoa; Arthropoda; Insecta; Lepidoptera; Crambidae
Exons: 4
Coding region: 277-858 (193 amino acids)
Cellular component (GO): extracellular region
Molecular function (GO): chitin binding
Source: RefSeq, a predicted model, not a curated record
GUGCAGUCCAACAGUUAGUUAAGAGGCUUGAGGUAAAGCGCGCGCCAGCACUGCGCGUUUGACUGCCUCCGAAAGCGCACGCGAGUAUCGUUUGCGCAACAUAUAAACCAACACCGCGACGUAUAUAAAGCCAUAAGCCACAGUUACGAAAUUCGUCAAUCCUUUUCUGAGACCUUCAGUCGACUUCAAUGCCGGCUUGAGCCUUACCGAUUGUGACACGAUCGUGCGGGAUAUGUGUUAUGGUGAUUGAAUUUGAACGUAACGCAACUGUCUAAGAUGAAUAGACCCGCGGCGCAGGGCGUGAUGCCCGUCGUGCUGCUGUUGCUGUUGGCGACUACUGGUUCUUCAGAAGAAGGCAGCCGCGUGAAGCGCUUACGCGCUGACGCGUCUAAUGUAGCGAGAGAGCCUGCGCAGGCACUGGAUGCGCCAGAACCGGAGGCUGAUGCAGCGCCCGCCCCUCACGCUUUCCUCAGUCCUUCAGUCAAGGAAUACCUGGAGCUUGGAAUGGCUAUUCCAGGAAAACCCGGAACUGACUACCCAGUGCUGGGCGCGGUGCCCUACACGAACUUCUACUGCGAUGAGCAGCCGUACCCUGGUUUCUUCGCCGAUAUGGAGACCAGAUGCCAAGCCUGGCACUACUGCGACAUCGACGGCCGGCAAGCUUCCUUCCUCUGCCCCAACGGGACAGUGUUCUCCCAAGGGGUGGCGUCCUGCGACUGGUGGUUCAACGUCCGCUGCGCCUUAUCACCCGCUCUCUAUCCUCUCAACGCACGUCUCUAUAGAAGGAGGAGAAAGAACUCCCGCCCGAAGCCUCACCGGGUCAUAGAUAAGGAGCUUGUCGAUGAAAUAUUCUUGUAGAUAGUAGAAGUAGCUGUUAGUGAGUUUUGUUGAUUAAUACUGAACGGUCUAUCAGUAAUAAAUUUUACUAUACGUAUGGGUCGUCAAAAACUUACAUACCGCGAUUCAACCUACACACAGCUCCAUCUAUCGGUCACUCAAAAUACUAUUAUAUGAAGCUUAACAUUAAACACAACCCUCGCAAGGGGUGGCGUCGUGCGACUGGUGGUUCAACGUCCGCUGCGCCCUGUCACCUGCCCUAUAUCCUCUCAACGCGCGUCUCUAUAGAAGGAGGAGAAAGAACUCCCGCCCGAAGCCUCACCGGGUCAUAGAUAAGGAGCUUGUCGAUGAAAUAUUCUUGUAGAUAGUAGACGUAGUUGUUUGUAGUGCUUGUGAUUGAUACUGAACGGUCUAUCAAAAAUCAAGUUAGACUCUCCCGCACUCAAUCUGUACAAGUCGCAAAAAGCCCACAAGUAGUAACUUGAAUAGAACCAAGAUUCCAGUGGCAAGUUUCAUUUAUUCCGAAAUAAUUUUGACUAUAUGUAUGGGCCGUCAAAAACUUACUACCGCGAUUCAACCUACACACAGCGCCAUCUAUCGGUAACUCAAAACACUACAUAUAUGAAGCCUAACAUUAAACACAACCCUCCCAAGGGGUGGCGUCGUGCGACUGGUGGUUCAACGUCCGCUGUGCCUUGUCACCCGCCCUCUAUCCUCUCAACGCUCGUCUCUAUAGAAGGAGGAGAAAGAACUCCCGCCCGAAGCCUCACCGGGUCAUAGAUAAGGAGCUUGUCGAUGAAAUUUUCUUGUAGAUAGUAGACGUAGUUGUAUGUAGUGAUUUGUGAUUGAUACUGAACGGUCUAUCAAAAAUAUAGUUAGACUCUCCCGCACUCAAUCUGUACAAGUCCCAAAAAGCUCACAGAAAGUAAUCAAGAUUACAGUGGCAAGACUCAUUUAUUCCGAAAUAAUGUUGACUAUAUGUAUGGACCGCCAAAAACUUACAUACGGCGAUUUAACCUACAUACAGCGCCAUCUAUCGGUAAUUUAAAACACUACAUGUAUGAAGCCUAACAUUAAACACAACCCUCGCAAGGGGUGGCGUCCUGCGACUGGUGGUUCAACGUCCGCUGCGCCUUAUCACCCGCCCUCUAUCCUCUUAACGCGCGUCUCUAUAGAAGGAGGAGAAAGAACUCCCGCCCGAAGCCUCACCGGGUCAUAGAUAAGGAGCUUGUCGAUGAAAUUUUCUUGUAGAUAGUAGAUA